Lindgomyces ingoldianus is the source of this 2551-nucleotide messenger RNA. RefSeq lists its product as uncharacterized. The coding region runs from base 149 to 2416 and encodes 755 amino acids. The record is from RefSeq and is a predicted model, not a curated record. Lineage: Eukaryota; Fungi; Ascomycota; Dothideomycetes; Pleosporales; Lindgomycetaceae. The transcript is spliced from 2 exons.
CCUCUGACGACGCUCUUUCAUCGACUGCGCUCCCUCCCAUCGGCCUACAGCGCGGAUUCCAUCGAUUGGCAUCGCGACCGAGCCAUUGCGACCUUGUUGGGUGACGUAAAAGGGGUCACCACGCCCGGCUGGGCUGCUCAGGGACGUCAUGGACCGCCGUAACAGCACCACCGACGACCAGGAACCGCGCCCGACCGGCAACCCGAAUGUCUUCGACGAUGAAUAUGCCCUAGAUCCGGCAGAAGAAGACUACAUGCCCGGCGUGUCGGAUGGCUUCCGGCCCACCAACAACGGAAUCAGCGGCGACAGACACGACCACGACCGAGAACGAGAACGAGAGCCAUCCCCAGCUCGGCCAUCAUUCGCAGCGCAGCACUCGACAGACGGUGACCUGCGAAGGUUUGCAUCGCGGAACAGCACAGCUAAAGUGCCAUGUGCGCGCGAAUCCAUAUCGCACGACAUUAGACAUGCCGGCACACACACCCGAGGCGUUGGCUCGCAGGCGACACCGCUACAACAUCACACCUCCAUCAGCUCCACCGGCUCUUUUGCUACAAUGGCACGCUCUGAAAGCCCGUUUGGAACUGGCCCCAGCCAUCCUUAUGGCAUGUACCCGCAGAACACCAUGGCACGGUCCUCAAGCGUGACCACCUCCUCAACACAACCACAGCCACAUCGAUCAGUAUCGUUACAACGUCCCACCCAUCCUUACGGCAUGUAUCCGCAAAACGUGGUAGAGGAUCAAGUGGAGGCCCCAGUUCCGCCAGUGCCCGCCGCAAUCCCUGUCGGAUUUCCAGGGCUCAACACAGGGUUCCACCGACAGAUAGGACCAGAUGGUGAGGAACAAGACAUUAUAGGGCCAGAUGGACAUACCGAACAACUACCCCCGUACUCUAGAUAUCCGGAAGAAGGCCCCACAAAGGCAGCGUUAGCCGCUGAGGCGAGCUCCACACCCGUUGAAACAGUGCCCGCUCCACUGUCCACGUCUAACGACGCCCUGGUAUCUCCCGUCGAGCACCAAGCACAGCCGCAAGAGGAACCACCAAGAGAGCCACCAGCUACGAGAGAACCGCAGACCUCGGAACAAGGAGCAUCGGAGAAACAGGAGCAUGAGAAAGCCCCGAAAGGCUGGACCUCCAGGAAGCUAUGGGGAAAGGUUCCCCUUGGAGUUGCCCUUGUUCUUCUUGUUCUGGUUCUAGUCUUUGCCAUCAUAUUAGGGGCAGCAAUUGGUACCUUUGUAGCCAAAAAUAAGAAAGAUGAUCACGGCAACAAUAAGCAUAAAGACAAGGACAACCCGUCUCCUCAGGUCACGGGCCCUUCUGGCUCAAUGUUCGACGCAUACACCAUCCCAGUUCCUUCAUCACUUCCUCCACUACCAACUGGAGCUUUUGCCCUGCCUUUAGGUGUAGCACAAGAAGCAAGUCCAGGGUGUCUUCCUAUGGCGAACCAGCUCUCAGCCUGGUCGUGCAAAAUGACCUUCGUGCCGCUCCUUCUAAACAUGAGUUAUCUGCCACCAAGCCCUACCGUUUCCAGCGGUACACAACCCCAACCAGUAGCGACCAUGCAGCCUUACACCAAGCCUGAUGGAGGCAUUCAAUGGGGCGUCCAACCGCCAUCCAUUCCGUCGCAAGCACUUUCACUCGUCAUGGACAAUGACUACAAAGCCUAUGGACCUGCAUAUCAUUUCCAGACACGUUAUGACAAGAUUGUCGUCUUAAGCCCUGAGGAGUUCUCAGCAGGUGCGUCGCUUCGCAAGCGCAACCAAGGACCGAAAGGCGGCGACGGUGAUAACAAGGCCCCAUUCCGACAUCGCUUCCAAGUCAUGCCUGGAGAGACGCCCUGGUAUUGUGUAUGGAAUCAGACCUUCAUUGAAAUGUACAUCUACGUAACGGACAACUCUACCGCGGCCACAUUCACAGCCUUCCCAUCUGUCUGGCCAUCCAAUAACCCCUUCCAGUCUUCAAUACCCACAGAAGCCACUUCAACGCCCACAUCGCUCGGAGGUAGUGCUGCGCCAUCCACAACUUUUGGAAGUGUAACGGCCCCGAACACUCCGUCGCCAACACCUCUCCACCGACGUGGCGAUAGCGAUUAUCCCCAUCUACUUCCUUAUCCGCGAAUCGUUAAAAUAGAAGAACGGCGCCUACCAGGAGCACCUCAACCCUACUGCCAAAAAAUGAGAUUACUUGACAAUGGAGCCGUUGUUCCAGAAAUGAACGGCUCAGGCGCUCCUAUCAAAGUGCUCAUCCAAGAGGAUGAUCCUAGCCUAGAGGAGUUCUUGCUUUCUGCAGGAGGCCCACCGCCGAAUCCAUCCGCCACUUCAAAUACGCCGAACAACAAUUCAAACCGCCGACGAGAUUUGGCGAAGCGCAGGGAUCCCGCAGGUGCUUGCCACUGCCAGUGGAUGUUCCAGUAAGAAAAUUUGCAUGUGCGGAUCUCGCUUUUGACUGCAUUAUAACGGAUUGGGUUCGGGUUAUGGGCAAUAUCAUGGAACGACAGUAUUGUAUGUAUCGGGACGGGUUACUCGGCACAUUUGGUGUUCUUGGUGUUG